Ceratosolen solmsi marchali is the source of this 1578-nucleotide messenger RNA. RefSeq names its product nischarin. Gene Ontology annotation, molecular function: integrin binding; phosphatidylinositol binding. NCBI's taxonomy places the organism in Eukaryota, Metazoa, Arthropoda, Insecta, Hymenoptera, Agaonidae. Gene Ontology annotation, cellular component: cytoplasm. The coding region runs from base 147 to 1553 and encodes 468 amino acids. The record is from RefSeq and is a predicted model, not a curated record. The transcript is spliced from 4 exons.
AGAGAAUUUAUCGAGUACCUUAAAGGUUUGGCAACGCCUAUAAAACAAUGCACCACAAGAAUAGCAAAUUGUCGAAAAACAUCGAAAACCUUAUGAUAUCGAGUUGAAGCUUUGUUUAUAGAAAGUUAGUUUUUAUUGUCACAACAAUGGCGUGUUUUCUUAUGAAUCAAAAAGAUGUCCAACUUAGUAUUCCAUCAUAUGAAACCAACGAUGGUAUUACAUAUUACAUAGUACAAGUUAAAAUUGCUACCAUCAAUUGGACUGUCAAACACAGGUAUAGUGAAUUUGCUGAACUUCAUGAAAUCUUAGUUUCUGAUCAUUGCGUGGAAAAAGAUAUAUUACCACCAAAAAAAUUAAUUGGUAAUAAAUCUGAGAUAUUUGUAGAAAAGAGACGUUUGGGGCUUGAAACUUACUUGGAUUCAGUAUAUAAUUAUUUGAAAAAAAUCAUGCCUAGACCUUUUGCAAUUUUUCUAGAGUUACACAUUUAUGAAAUUUUCUUUUUAUUACAAAAUUUAGCAUGCAAAUUCUUCUCAGAGGGUGAAUCAUUAAUACAAAACUCUCAGAAUUUCACAUUUGAUAUAUUACAGAUGUAUGCCAUAAGUGAAAGACUUAAACAACCUCGUCCAUUUCUGGAAGUUCCAGAUAAAAAGUAUGACUUUAGUCAUGUACUAGAUUUUAAUUCGCAUUUAAAAGAUCUAACUAUCAAAGGUAGCGAUACAGUAUACGGAGCGAGUAAUAUAUACCCUUGUUCCUUAAGUAUAGAAUUGUCAAGUUUUAAAAAUGUAGAAAAUUUUACAGUUAACAAUUAUCCUGUAGAAAAAAUUUAUAAUAUGGGUAAUCUUCGAGACACGGUUACAUCUCUCAGUGUACAUAAUACAAAACUAAGAAAUAUUAUCGAAUUAACUAUGUGUGAAGAAGUUCACAAACAUAUUACAUCAGCUAAUGACUCGCAUAUUUGGUUGAAAGUGACGCAUCUAGACCUCAGCGAAAAUCAAAUUGAUGUUAUAGAUGAAGCUAUUAAAUUACUACCAAAUAUUGAAGUGCUGAUGUUAAAUAAUAACAGAUUGAAGAAAAUAUCAAAUAUUACUCUACUACCAAGAUUAUCUCAACUGCAUCUAGCAGCAAAUAGUUUCACAACAUUACCAGAAAAUCUUCACACCAAAUUGGGCAAAAUUGUGUAUAUUGAUUUAUCGUAUAAUAAUUUAACUUCACUAGCAAGUUUUUCUAAACUAUAUUGUUUGGAAGGCUUAGACAUAAGUUGUAAUAGAAUAGAAAAUAUUGAAGAGAUAAAACACAUUGGUAGCCUUCCUUGUUUAGAAAAUCUUAGGUUAACAGGGAAUCCUGUAUCGACAAUAGUCGAUUACAGAGUAAAAGUAUUGGAACCUUUUGGAAAAAGAGCUGCAGAUAUUUAUCUCGAUAAUGAAAAACCAAAUCAAAAAGAAAUUGAUACUGUAUGUGUUCUUCAAGCUUUGAGAAUUGCAAGGGAAGGUAAAUCUCCAAUGUUCAGUACAACUGAUGCGCCGUUAUUCUCUGCUGAAAUACCAACUGCUUAAAAUGAUUAGCGAGUCUGUAUGUAUG